ACCACACCCGCUCAGAAUGACGAUGCACAAGCAGAACGUCCACGCAGUCGUCGUGUGACAAGCUACCACCAUCCUUUCCAAACUCGGUGCUCGCCAUGCGACGACCCUGCUCCAUCAUAUGCCGUCACUGCUCGUGCCUCGAAAUUUCCACCUGCUCCACGAUUCCUGGACAAUGGGAAAGAGGUCUUGCCAAAAUAUACUUGCUCAGUGUCGAGAGAGGGCCCAAUGCAGAUGCGAAUUGAGAAGAUCUCUCCCUUCCAGUACCUGCCUAAGCAAGACUUCCGCACUGUCUAUGUUGUGCUCAACGGUACUCAAUUGAGUGUGCACAAGCUCAAGUCCGUUCAGCUCGCCGGUCACUCUCUCCCAGCAGCUGGCAAAUUGAUCAAACGGUAUUCCCUUCAGCACGCAGAGAUUGGUCUGGCCACGGAUGUUCAAUACAGCCAGUUGCUGCCAGCCACUCGUCUUGCUCACUUCAUCCCUUCUGCGGCUCGCCGCAAGGCUUUCGAGAAGGAUCCCAAUCUUUUUACUCCCAUCUCGCAGGUCGUACUUCGCUUGCGUCUCGAGACCGAUCAAUUCCUACUGGCCGACCAUUCUGAAGAGCGAAUCUUCCGAUGGAUCCAUGAUCUCUCUGCUGGCAUCGACAUCGCUUUGCCACUUGACGAGCGAUCCGCACCCAAGCCUUGCACUAUUCCCAGACGUCGUCGUAGGCAGCGAACUCAGGAGUUGGAAAACAUUGAGGAUCGCAAUGUGAUCGAGGAGCAAGAGCAGAUCAUGCGUGAGAUGUAUCCUUCGUUGGCACGAUCGAUUGAAGGAGCUUCCGAGGGUGUAGACCUUUCUCGUAUGGAAACAGCAGAUGACACAAAUGCUCUUACUCUUACUUCCACAGUCGAUCAAGAAGCUGAAGACAUUGAUCUGUCCUUCCUUGCUGAAGAUCUUGGCCCAGAAUCACAACCAACUACCAGACCCGGAAACCCUCGUCAAACGACCGCUUCUACAGUCUCCACCUUCGCGUUCCUCUGGCGAUACAUCAAGCGAUGCAUGCCCACAUUGCUUUUUGAUGCUCCUCGUGCAACCGAUAUCAUCAUGUGCCACGGUCGCCGCUUGAGGGUCAACACCAAGAUGGAUAUGCUUGAGGAAUGGGAACUUGCGCCACCCUCUUACGACAUUCACGAGUUC
Messenger RNA from Aureobasidium pullulans EXF-150, 1176 nucleotides. RefSeq lists its product as uncharacterized. The annotation marks the transcript as partial. The record is from RefSeq and is a predicted model, not a curated record. Lineage: Eukaryota; Fungi; Ascomycota; Dothideomycetes; Dothideales; Saccotheciaceae. The transcript has 2 exons.